AUGGACGCCUUCGUGCAAGCCAUGCUCCGAGCUCGCAUUUCGAGACGAGUCAUCGCAGAGCAACAUCUUGCCCUAACGGAGACCUUCAAUUCACCUUGGCAUGUGCCACGCCCGAGCUCCGAAAAUGACUUCGUUGGCGAAGUGCUGUUGAGAUGUAACGCAAAAGAGGUAAUCGAGCGGUGCGGAAAGAUCGCGCAGGACAUAUGCCGAUCGCCAGAAGCCGGCGGAGGACAGGUGCCCGAUAUCAAAAUCCUAGGACAUACCAAUGCCACCUUCCCGUACGUUCUGAGCCACCUGGAGUACAUCAUCAGCGAGCUCCUACGCAAUUCCAUCCAGGCUGUGAUGGAGACCAACGUCGGCAGUACAUCAAAGCCGGAACCAAUCGAAGUCCUGAUCUGCGAGGCACCGCAACAUGUCGUGAUUCGCAUUUCCGACCGUGGUGGCGGCGUGUCACGAGACUUGCUCCCUUACCUCUAUUCAUUCACUAAGGGACCUAGAAGUUCCAGACGGCUCGAGAACUUUGGACAGGUGCCAGAGCUGGCCGCCACUGUCAACGAAGUGACGCCAGCAUUAGGCGGCAAGAAGAGAGAUUCGUCUCUGGGAGCACUAGCAUCAAGACCACCGAACAUGAAACUAGGGAUGGGUUUGCCCAUGAGUAAGGUCUAUGCCGAGUACUGGGCCGGUGGACUGGAACUGCACAGUCUGGAAGGGUACGGGGUUGAUGCCUUUUUGCAGAUCUCGAGACUGGGCAACCAAAACGAGCAGCUCACCUCGAGAGCAAGCAUCGAUGCUGUGUAG
Cyphellophora attinorum is the source of this 798-nucleotide messenger RNA. RefSeq names its product [Pyruvate dehydrogenase (acetyl-transferring)] kinase 2, mitochondrial. Gene Ontology annotation, molecular function: pyruvate dehydrogenase (acetyl-transferring) kinase activity. Lineage: Eukaryota; Fungi; Ascomycota; Eurotiomycetes; Chaetothyriales; Cyphellophoraceae. Gene Ontology annotation, biological process: regulation of glucose metabolic process; protein phosphorylation. The coding region runs from base 1 to 798 and encodes 265 amino acids. The record is from RefSeq and is a predicted model, not a curated record. The transcript has a single exon. Gene Ontology annotation, cellular component: mitochondrion.